AUCAUGGCGGUGGGUCACCGUCAGUGCGGUCCGCGGGUGUUGGUGUAAAUAUUUUAGAAAAUGAGUGGUUUUGAUGUGAAAUUUCGUGUGUUGUGAUAUUGGAAUUUGAUAGUGCCCAAAUGGAAUUACGUUUGCACAGUCCUGUGGGGGCUGAGGCCGUCAUAUACCAGUGGCCUCUCACCUCAGGAAGAGGAUCCGAUAAACAUGAUGGAGCGUUGGAGAUCGUGGAGACCAUAAGAUGGGUCUGCGAAGAUUUCCCGGAUCUUAAACUGCCUUUAGAAAAUAAUAUUCUUUCCGAUUACAAUACUAGGAGUUAUGAAUCCAUGAAAUCACUGUGUGAUCGUUUCAAUAGAGCCAUAGACAGUAUGGUACAAUUGUCGAAAGGCACCUCACUACAAAGACUGAGCCAACACCCUUCUCGAGGCCUGCUCCGACAUAUUCUUCAACAAGUCUACAAUCAAGCAGUCAUAGAUCCGGACAAAUUAAACCAAUACGAGCCGUUUUCACCGGAGGUUUAUGGUGAGACAUCAUUCGAUCUGAUCUGUCAGAUGAUCGACGAAAUCAAUAUAACUAAAGAUGAUGUUUUCGUGGACCUCGGAUCCGGCGUCGGUCAAGUCGUCCUGCAGAUGGCCGCUGCAACACCCUGUAAAAUCUGCUUCGGCGUCGAGAAAGCGGAUGUCCCCUCCAAAUACGCCGAGGAGAUGAACCAUCAUUUCCGCAAAUGGAUGGGCUGGUACGGGAAGAAGUACGGAGAGUACCGGCUGCUCAAAGGCGACUUCCUCAUGGAGGAACAUCGGGAGAAGAUAGUAGGUGCUACGAUAGUUUUCGUCAACAAUUUUGCAUUCGGACCGACCGUGGACCACAUGUUGAAAGAACGCUUCGCAGACUUGAAAGAUGGUGCUCGCAUCGUGUCGUCUAAGUCGUUCUGUCCCCUCAACUUCCGCAUCACGGACAGGAAUCUAUCAGACAUCGGCACCAUAAUGCACGUGUCCGAGAUGGCACCGCUGCGCGGCUCUGUUUCUUGGACAGGGAAACCAGUUUCAUAUUAUUUGCAUGUCAUCGAUAGGACAAAACUAGAAAGGUAUUUCCAGAAACUGAAGAACCCACGAGCACAACGGAACGCCGCUGCAGCCCUCCAACGCAGCUACAACAGUGAAUCUGCUAUCGAAUCAAGGACUACACGGGAGAAAGCCCGUCGAUUCUUGACGAAGAAUGGAAGUAACGAUUCCUUAACAACUAAUGCUUCCUCCAAUAGUUCCACAAACGGCAACAAUAACGACAGCAAUAAUAACAUGAAUGGUGAGGAGAACGGAAUAGAUAAUGCCUCAACGAAUGGUUUGGAGAAUGGUACCAGGAAUGGGCUUAUAACAUCAGAGUCCGAGCACUCUCACUCCGAGAACGAGUCUGGCACCAACUCGGCGAUACCGAGAGUUACCACUAGAAAAGCUUGGUCCGAUUAUUGCAGUAAUAAGGGUCGCUCGAGUAAUUCGGAAGAAGAAAACAACAAUGAUACUCGGAUCGCCGGUCGUGUCCGUCAAACUAAGAAACUGCGUCGCAAAAUGCCAAGGAACAACAAACCAGCACCAUCAACCACUGCCACCGCUCCUGUGGUUAAGCCGCCACCAAAGCGUGCCAAGGGCAAACCAAAGAAAGGAAGGAACAAGCGAGCAAUCAAAAUUACUGGCCUUGAUCUUCUCCACAGUCAAACGCUCCUCAGUACCUCGCCUCAAGCGGGUCAAAAACUACCUCCUGCUCCAGGCUGCGUGGAUCAACAGCUAACAAACCUCACCGCCUCUCUAAACACCGUCAUGAACCACGAGGAGCUGGACAUUCCAACGCAACCAACCAACACUCCAUAUGCGCUCCAACUUCUCCUGGAUAUCUUUCAGCAGCAGUAUCUCCAGUUCCUUGAUCGGAUGAAAACACCAGGCUACAAAGUUGAAGUUGAAAAGAACAUCCAGAUUGAGAAGGAGCGGAAUGAAAAACUUCAACUGCGAGCUGCUCAGCUUGAAAAGCAGAUCAAAGUCUUGAUUGAUGAGAGCGUUGCAUUUUUGAAAACGAGAAUGACAGAAAUUGGUAUCGAAGCAACAACUCCUGCUGAUCUGUUAUCCAAAGCGAAAGAAAUCGUAAUGAAGCACAAGGAACUGCAAGCUAAAGCUGCUAAAUUGCAAGCGCAGGUGAACAACUUGGACGAAAACAAUGCAAAGCUGGUCGCCAAGAGGAACCAAGAGAUGGCUGCCCAACAGCAGCAACAGAAGGAAAUACAGCAGCAGAAAGAACUUCAACAGCAGAAAGAGUUGCAACAGCAGAAGGAACUGCAUGAACGGCAGCUACAACAACAGCAAUUGCAGCGACAGCAGCAAAUACAACAGCUCCAGCAGCAGGAACAGCAGCUGCAGCAACAGAAGAAGCUCCUGCAACAACAGCACCAAGCACAACAGCAAGCGCAGCAACAAGCGCAACAGCAGGCACAGCAACAGGCACAGCAGCAGGUGCAACAGCCGUUAGUGCAACAGCAGCAUCCACCCCCCGCAAUAGCGCCGGUCACAGCACCCACAACGCCUGCUGGCCCUAUCGCAGCCAAUGCAAUGAUUAACUCGUCUCAAUCUUUGACACAGGAAUCGAUAUUGAAGGAAAUAGCAACAACUCUGGGUCAACGCAAGAAGUUACACUCGCAUGUGAGCAAGCUUGAGACGGAACUGACAGCACUGGAAAAAGCGAGGGUUAUCUCUCAGUCUCCAGUUAAUGGCAAAUAUCCAAGCCCCGAGAAGCCCAUCGGUGCGACCAACAGCUCCUCAAAGUCCCGCAAAUCCCGGGAUCAUCGGUCUCGCUCGCAGGAAUGGCCGGACAUCCCAGACGUCGGUAAAAUCGAGGAGAAGAAUCCUGAAAUCCUCGCGCAAAAAAUCCUAGAGACCGGACGGCAACUUGAGGCGAACCGGAUCCGUUCCAUGGAGUCGUCACCCUCCGCCCGCAACUCCUAUCCCUCCCACCAGUCGUCGCGCACGUCCCACGGAAAACACUCCCUGCCGCCGAUCAACGGGAUCGCACACAAAAAUCACAGUGCAAACACUGGUAACCAUAGUAACAGUAACCUCAUGCACGGUAACCACGGCAACCAGCAUCCACCAUCCCAGCAGCAAAGCGUGAGCUUCACAGCAAACCGGGCCCAGGAACCGCCGCGGAUAGCCAACUUCGAGGACCGGUUGAAGUCGAUCGUCACGAGCAUCCUGAACGAGGACCAAGAGAACAGGAAGCAGCAGCAACAACAGCAGAUGAACAGCCUCGGCACUGUCGGAGCACCUGUCAACGCUUCGCCUGCCCCGACUUCGCCGAGCGUGGGAAGCUGGCAGACCCAGCGACCUCCACCUAUCGCCAACUACCAGCAACCGCCACAACAUCCCCAGCAUCAGCAGCUACUCCAGUCGCCGUCGCAACCAGAUUACACGCAAGUUUCUCCUGCAAAGCUUGCCUUGAGGCGACAUCUAUCGCAAGAAAAACUGUCUCAGCCCAGCACUGGCUCUCACAGUACGAUCCAGGUGGCCACCAGAACCAUUGGUGACCUCGUCAACGGGGAAAUAGAGCGAACACUAGAAAUAAGCAACCAGAGUAUCAUAAACGCUGCUGUAGACAAUGUGGUGUUGCCGGGCAACACAAGUAGCGGUGGUAGCAAUCAGCGUGCCAAAGACAACAAUGGGCGCGGCGGCAGCAGACAACACAGCUCGUCGCACCACUAUAACCGUCCCCCCCACCAACUUUACUCUUCGAAUAACCCCCAACAAAGGUCUUCCAUUUUGUUUGCUCCCUCCUCCGCGCAAAUGUCGACACAGCAACAAGGUAAACCAAGGUACACUCCUGUUGAGCUGCCACGAGCUGAAAUGAAACCUUACCAUGAAUCCUAUUUCAGCGAUGCAGUUGUCCCGAAGGAGGAACCGCCUGUCGAAGGAUUGGCAGCAACGCUACAAGCACGAAUACUCCACGGUCAGGGAGACGACAACAUCAAACAGGAGGAUUCGUCGAGCGGCUACAUGGACGGCAAAGGGGAGGUGGACAGUCACCUCAAGCGGCGAUGCCCGUCACCCUCGAGUCUGAACCGGCCGCCCAUGAAAAAACAACACCUUUCGCAUGAAAUGAUCUCAAACCGACAAACCGAAGAUGUUCUGGACAAGUGGCAGGACAAGAUAAGCAGCGGCUUCGACAGACUGGUCGCCUUCGCGUCGACAGAACUGGACAAGCGAAGGCGCAGCACUGAAGGCAGCGUUGUCAACGGGACCUGCAACGGCGGGCUGAGCGCCAACACAAGUCCAGACUCGGGCAUCAGUCAAUGCGAUGCCCCUGCCGCACCUCCCCCUCGCCUCUAUCGGCCGGACUCUCCGUCGUUGGAGGAUCCUCCCAGAACUCCGUCCCCUUCCUCACCACCUCCACCGUUGUUACCCUACUCGCCUGCGCCCUACUCUCCAGGACCCCCACCCUCCAGUCCACCUCUCUUACCGCCCUCGGUCCCUGUCGGAGAAAGCGACCGUCACUUCAAGAAGAAGUUCUUCCACAACAAGAAGUUUCGACCCAAGGGCAAAUGGGAUUGGCAUAACGUUCAAGAAGAGGGUCAAGAGUGGUGUUGAUCAAGAUCGAAUCAUCAAUGAAUUUUCAGUAAUUUAAGCGACGCUCUCUGAGGUGUUGAAGUAAUGCGUGAAACGAUAUAUUAAAACCAAUCCAUUUCUUUUCAAUUGACUGAAUUUUCUCAUAGUUUUUUUAAAAAAAAAGUAUAGCCAAUUUUCACUUUUCUCAACUUAGUAUCGACAUUUUUUAAUAGCUCGCUUUUUCUGCCUGUGCUCAUCACAGUAAUAUCUUGUUGAUUUCUCUGAAAUUUGCUGGUCUUACAGAAUUCAAAGUUAAUCCGUAGUUCUUUAAGCCAUUCUAAUCCUCCUCAUUCUUCUCAAAGAUCAGUAAUUUUAGCCUUAAAUGUAAUUUCUGUGCAGGCUUUUUUUUAGUAUCAAAGCUACUAAAUCAGUCUUAAGCCUGUUGGCAACGUGGAUUUCUUAAAUUUUAUUGAAUAUUGGCCUUUUAUGAAACUAAGUAUUUUGCAUUGUAAUGACAGUUAAUGCUUUCGAAAUCUGAUGAAGUGAACAAAAGUAGAAUUUUCAUCAUCACUGACCAUUAAUCAUCAUCAAUUUUAAUGCGACACCUUUAAUCGCUCGAAGCUGUGUUAGAAGAUUAUCGAAUCAAGAAUUUUGAAAAAUCUGAGUGGCAGGCCUGGACUUGUGGACAACCAUUAAGAAUUGAUACUGUUUUUUUUUUUUUUUUUUCUUCGUAAAACGAGACCUUCUUUAUCUCUUGUUAAAUUUUUUUGCCCGCGAGCUGUAUUUUUUCGAAUCUCUCGGUCAUUCGAUUUGUUAUUGCUUUGGAAAAGACUUUUUAUUAAUGCAACUCGAUUUCUCGUUCCCAAGUCUGGUGCCUCUCCUGAAUCAGGGCCUGCGUCUCGCACGAGUUUCUUCAGAUAUGAACAGACAAGUGAAAGUGUGUCUUCAUUUUUAAUACUUGACUCACCGCAACCAAAAGUUAUGCAUGAAAGUUUACAAAGUGGAUGAGCUUGAUGUUUAAUUUGUUCUGACCGAACCAAAGUGCUCUUCAACUCCAAGUUACCUCUCGUUUUUGGUAAUUUUUAGAAAUCAAGACUCAAAUUUUAAGUUUGCAAGUGAGUUUUCUCUCUCGGCAUCUAGUUAAUUAUAUCUAGCCAUUUAUUUUACAAAGCAGUGUUUUAUGAAACCAGUGUUAGCUGUAAUUUGUAAACUAGUAUCAAUAUUUAUCGCAAUUUUAGAGCAAUUCUUUUUUCCUCGUCAAAUAUAAGAAGGGAUUCCACACACAGAAACCCUUAAUUUUUUUCUUUGGGGUUCAAAAAACAAAGGCGUGAACAGAUAGACAAGAUCUGUUCAAAAUAGUUCUAUUCUUAUUUCUUCCUUAACUUACAGACGAAUUUCAAGGCUUACAAUGAAAUGAUGAAAUUUAGACGUAAUACAAGGAAUCAUCAUUUGUGAUUGGGUGAAGUGAAUCAGUUUUCAUCAUACCAGAUAAUUUCUGAUUUUAAAGUAGAUUUGUUUUUUCAUGCAAAUCUGCUGAGAAGCAAUUUGCAAAGGAAAUCUCACCAAUAAGAGUAUCUUGGUGUCCUUGUUCACCAGCGCACUUUGUGUGCAUGGAUAAAACAGCCUCCAUAUUAUUCUUAUGCUUCCACAUCAGCUAGGAUUAAGGGAUAUUGCUCUAAAUGCUCGUUCCUCUCAGAAUUAAUCGUGUACCCCUCCUGCCACUAAAGAAAUUUUUUGGGAUUUUCUCAUUCUCAUGUACAAUCUUAUUAAAUCUAAAAACAUGAAAGGUAACUUUUGCUAACCGACAAAUUCCCAAAAAAAUUCUACCACUUCUCCUGGCAUGGUUGAAACAUGCAAGGAUGCGUGGAUUCUAUUUAAUUUCUUUUCUACUAAUGUUACGUUCUAAGUGUCUGCUCUUAUUAACGAACUCAAUGUUUAUUUGUACUUCUUAGUAUCCAUACCUUGUUAUCAAUGAUGUUGUCAGUGUCAUCAUCGUUAUAUAUUUAGCGUAAAUUUGGGAUUCACGGAUGAAUGAUGCAUGAAAUUUUUUAAUGUAGUAUCAACCCAGAAAAUUCAAGUCUUUUUUUCACCUUUCUUUUCAUAUCAUUUCAUUUUAACCUCCGAAAAUUUUUGCUCAAGCAUUUUGUCAAAACUUUCUUCUUUUAUUUAAUUUGUUUUACCUGUGAUUCUUACGCCUUUUAAAGCUAGUGUCACUUUACUCAACUAGACUUCAUUUUGCAAUUCCAAUUAGAAACUACAAUAUCUGACUCAUUAUUGUAAAAGCUUUUACCCUCUUGUGGAAAUCAAUGGCAUUUAUGUUGUUUCUAAAGUGAUCCGGAAAUUUUAGUUCCUGAUUGCCAAAUGUCCAACUUACCCUUUGUCCAAUACUGUCGUGCCAAUGAGGAAUGCUGUAAGAAUGAGUUCAUGUUGCAAAAUUUCUUAUCACAAAAUAAUUAUUUUAGAGAUAAGCCCCAAAUAUUUUUCUCUGAAAUUUUGAUAGACUUAAUAAACCUGCGAAAAAAAAAAGAAAAGUAUAUAUGUGUUAAUUCUCCAGAAAAUUCAGUUGUCAGCAGCUGAGUUUUGGUAAUGUUUGAGUGUUUUUACAGCAUUUCACCACCGCACAGCAGAGAAGAGAAGGGUUUAGGACCUAUUAACUGGAAUACAUUUUGCAAUCAGGAACUACAAUUUCUGGCUCAUCUGCAAAAACGCUUGUGUGUACAGGGGAACUGAUGGCAUAAAUGUUGUUUCCAAAUUCAGCCAGGAAUUGUAGUUCCUGAUUGCAAAACGGAGAUCCUUGCUGGUUAACAACUCUGGGUUUUGUUUGAUUAAAUGAAACUGAAACAGUUAAUUUGUAUAACAGCUACAUCAUCUAGAUUCAGUCACUCUAAAUAAAUUUAAAGAGAGAAAAAUGUGUUGCCAGCUUGGCAGAAUCCCCCCCCCCCCCAUGUAAAAAGGAAAAAAGAAUGCACUGUGGCAGUAAAUGAGUCCGCGAGAUGUUAAAUUAAUUUUGGAUACAGUCAUGCCAAAAAUGAAGAUCCUCAGAGGGCUUUCUUUGAAUUUUUGAAGGUCUUUUCAAGAUUUUGAACGGAAUUUUUUAGGUUUUUACUGAAUGAUCAGAUGUAUGUUUGAGUCUAUUGGCCACAUCAGUUAUGAAAAUAGGAAAGUAUUUUUCUAAAUUACUGUUUUUUAAAGCUUCUGACCAUGUCUUAUUGCCUGGAUAGGAAGUCAAGCCACACAAUUGUAAGAUCUUCCUGGAAAAAAUUUUGCUAGAAAAAGCAUAAUAUGUUUCAAGAACAAUUAUAUAGUUGGUGCCUACUCUUUCAAGUCUCCGAACAUAAAAUUUACCAUGUAGCUAUGUUUCUACUUUUAGUACUUUUAUCUUAGUUUCAGCCUUGUUUCAGAAAGAAAUUUGAUGCAAAUUGUGUUUGUGUAUGAUUUUGAUGUAGUGAAAAACGUUGACCUCAGAUAUCAGAGGAACAUUGUACUUCUUUGGGAAUAGCCAAUUAAAUUAGCAUCCAGGCGAAUUUCCAUGAGAGGAUUUGGUUCAUUUUAGAGCCACAUUUCACAGAACUGCCAAUUGAGGCAGGAAAACUUUUGCUAGAAGUCGAGAGCUGAACUUUGCGGUACGAUAACUUGCGCCAAUGUUUAGCUCCACCCAUCGCACGACCCUCUUCGGGAGGUGGUUGAGAAUUUUGAUAUGGUGGUCAAUGCUGCCAACAUGAAGUCCAAAUGUUGUAGGCACACCGUCGCUGGGAGGGAGUUUCGUUUUGUUGUAACAGAGGUUGGCUGUAUAUAAGAAAUUUGAAUGCAUCCUCUCGUGUAAAUUCGUCUUCUGUGUCCAGAAAACAGAAUAUCUAGUCAGUGCAUGUUUCUUGAUGGCAAGAUUAUUAGCAAGUGGCUUGAAUGAGUGAUAUCUAUUUUAAGAAGAACUGUUGAGCGUUUGAAAUCUGAGAUCGGGUCAUCAGCAAUUAGAUGGAUCAGCCGGGUCAAAAUCUUAGUCUAAUUUUUUAUCUUCUUUGAGUCUCUGCUGGUAAUCGUGCUUUUAUAAAUGUCAGUUUUCUGCUCGCAAGUUAAAGAAUUUUCUUGCAACUCAUCACCUUUUCACUUGCUCAUAAAUAGUGUUUUCUUAUUUUACCAAGUUUUGUAUCAGCCAGGAAGGUUACCAAUGGCCUCCAUUAAAAAUUGCAGUUUUUAGAAGUCAAUCUUUGAAAUUAUCCUAGCGUCAUCAUUCAUUUUUGCAAUCUGAUGGCUGCUGAAAUACAGCAGGCAAACCGGAAAAAGAGACCAAGCUGUAGCAAAAUUCAUAAUUACUGGCGGUGUCACCACCUUAAACGUCAUUUGUAAGCUCCCUGGUAUUGAAUAUCCAUGGCUGAGCUAUGGAAUUACGUAUCUUAGUCAGUGCAUUCUAAACUUCUUUUCAUGAGGUAUGCUUUAGUUUAACGUCUAAUCAACGGCAUUUCUGUGAAUUUUCUGCCCUGUGUAGAGAGUUUUCUAUGGAGAUUUCUAGUGAUGGUGUAUUAGUUCUCCUUUGAAAAAAUUCAAUUACAGGAUAAAUUUUAAAGAACUGCAAUUGAGAUACUUGGUUUCAAAGUUUGGUGAUGAAUGUGUUAUUGCAAGUUUAAUUAUUUAAGCUUACAAUCCAGUUUCCAGUUUUUUUGUACGGAACUCUGGAGCAAAUGCUAAUCUGGAAGAUCUUCUAUGCGUCGCUUUUUGUAGCAUUAUCCUUUAAUAUGAAUCUUCACUGCCAUUAGAACUAUUAUCAACGAUCUAGGAUGAUAUUUUAAGUCUAGACAAUUCUCCAGGUUCUUCAGGUGCAAGAACCUAUUUGUACAAUCAGUUAUCUUGUACAGAGUGCAAUAAUUUAUAAUCCAAUUCUUCUUUGUCACUGCCUUUAAUUUAUCUGUUCUGUCAGCCAGCAGUAUUGUUUCUACCAUUAUUGCACGACAUCUUACAACUGCCCUCUGUGGGGAGGACGUGCAGUAAAAUGCAGGGUAUUUACUAAAUAUAUCUGAAGGAUAUUAAUUUUUUGCUUCUUGAGGAGACCUGGAAAUAUUGGCCAACUAAUUCUAAUUUGCUCUUGCAAGGUCCAAACAAUGAUUAAAAUAUGUUUAAUUUGUAAUUGAUGGGGAGAAAAUUACAACAGGCGAUUUUUCCUGUGAUUUGCUUGAACGUAGAAAAGUUGUUCACGAAUUUUUUGAUUAACCAAUAUUUCCCUUCUUCGAAUUUUUCGCCUCAGAUUCUUUUUCGCAAAUCAAGGGCCAAGGAACAAUAUUACCCAACUGACAGUUUAGAAACAAAAAAAAUUAGAGAAUCUGGUGCAUUCUACAGUGUAAAUUACGCAAGCUGAUGUUAUUUAUUUUUUUCAAUUCUGCAUAGGAGAGCUGUAAUGUUGUUGAAAUGAGUUGAAUAGAAAUUGAAAAUUCAUCCUCCAAAUUACAAAUAUGGGGAAGUUUUUUCUUUGUCCUGUAAAGCUGUCAGUCUGCAGAUACGCGGUAUUGUUCCUUAGCCAUUGAAAGGGUGACCAGAUGGACUAGAUCUAAACCACUCAGGUUCACUAGCAAAUUUAAGUUCAAAAUAAAUUGCUUUUUUGCUCUUUGCGUUAAUUCUGCGCACUUCUGCACGUUCCUUCUUUCCACAAUAUUUUACUAGCAUACUGUGAGUAAUUUUUGCAUCGCUUUAAUAAUUUUAAGUUUAAGAACCGAACAAAGGAAGGGUGUCUUAAUUUUGAAGAGCCAGUCAUCCUGGAAGAUACGUUUAACUGGCCAGUCAGGAAGUUCAAUCGUCUGUGUAGAUGACCACCAAUGAUAUCUUAUCAAUAACAUAAAGUACAAAUUAAUCUCGCUGUACAUUAAUUAUAUUUCUGUGAUGCCUACCUGGGUGCAGCGUGCAUCCGGUUUGUAUGGUUUGGGCAAAACAUGAAGUAAGCAGCUCUAGCAAAAUAAAACAGAAAGCUGUACUUUUUAUGUUCGGAUUGUGUGAUGUAAUUCCUAAGCCAGAAAUUGAUUUUCUUGCUCCAAAUUAACAAUUUAAAUUUUCAUCAAGUUUUUUUAAUAGUUUUUGAGGGUCCCAAAGAAUUUUUAACAAACUGUUCUUUCAAAAUUCACACUCUAGAAUGCUCACCUGUGCUGAGUAUUUUGAGGCUUGAGAAUCUAGGUCCCUAAUGUUCAUUUAAUACACCAUGUUUCCUUUUGCUUAUGUAAUGAGGCGUUUUCUGUGGAAUUCUAAGAACAGGAAGAAAAAAGGAAAAUUUUCAUACUGUAAAAAAGUUUCACUAUCCGGAACGCAUCAUUUUCUAGUAGGAUAUUGCCCACCAUCAGCACUGAUAGAUCAAAUGACGAUGCAGCUCAAUCCACUUUCGAAAAAUAAUUUUUUCUUUUCAAUGACUUUCUGUGCAAAUCUUAUCCUUAAGUUUGUUUUAAUUCUGUUUAUCUUUUCUAGAGCGUGUGUAAUGAGACUUUUAGUUCAAUUUUAUCCUGUUUCUUGAUUAAAAAGAAAAGCAGAAAUUUUCCGUUUUCAGUGAUAGGAUGUGUUUUAUACUCCUUGUUUUUUUCUGUAAGAACUGUUUCUGUAAUUUUGACUAGCCUUUGGAUCUGGACGGGCCUGAAUUUGUAAUGCAAUGAUUUUCUUAUGGAAAUAAAGAAGUAUCCGUUUUUAUGAGAAUCCUUUUGUUGUUAAGUUUCUUAUGGGGGAAGAAAAAUCUACUGUCUCGCUCAUUUCAGGCACGUGCCAUUCCUCGAAAGGACUCCUUGUGUUUAUUAUUGUACAAAUCUUGUAAUUUAAUCCCUUUCCUUUUCCAUUCAUCUCAUAUGUACAGUUUCCCUUUUGUAUUUUACUUUUGUUCUUAAUUAUUUUUAGCUAUCAGAACACCCUUGUUUGUUACUACUUCAAGUCCCCAAAGGAGUAUUAUUGAGUUUGUCUUGUCGAUAAAGUCUUUUUUCCAUCCAAUAGAAGGCGCUCAUCUCUCCAAAUAACAAUCAGUGCUUACGUCUGUUCAUCAGCUGGGAAAAACGGUAAAUUGACUGAAAAACCGUAAGAGAAAUGUAUUGUGCUAUCAACAAUGAUACAAAAGAGCUUGAAUAGCAUCAGUGUCAGCUAUGUUCAGCUUUCAGUCCCCACUGAAGACUAAUAGUUCAAAAAUUGUAUAUUCACCUAGGCUGUAUUCGAAAUUUUAAAGCUCUACCCCCAAGUGAGAUAAAUGCAACAUUUUAGACUGGUCAAAAGCAUCCUCAAUUUUAUUGGGUUUUAAAAGGCUUUUUGUCUCAAAAUAGUGAAUUUGUACAUAGGUACGAUUGUUCUCUUUUAUAUUCUUGUAGAUUUAAUGCUGUCACAUAUUUCCGUCUUUCUUUUACUUAGUCCGUUGGACUCUUUGAAUACUGCGCAUUUUGCGCUCUCCUCACGUAGUUGAAGAGAUAGAGAGAGAAAGAAAAAAGCUGUGGGACCUUUCAAUCAAGUGAUUAAAGCAUGUAAAUGAAUGUUGUGUGUUCUUUAGAUUCAUCAAUAAAAGUAUUAAUAGUAAA
Molecule: messenger RNA, 12091 nt
Organism: Bemisia tabaci
Lineage: Eukaryota; Metazoa; Arthropoda; Insecta; Hemiptera; Aleyrodidae
Gene: gpp
Product: DOT1 like histone lysine methyltransferase grappa
Biological process (GO): DNA damage checkpoint signaling; DNA repair; regulation of transcription regulatory region DNA binding
Cellular component (GO): nucleus
Molecular function (GO): histone H3K79 methyltransferase activity
Source: RefSeq, a predicted model, not a curated record